Messenger RNA from Botrytis byssoidea, 3741 nucleotides. RefSeq lists its product as uncharacterized. NCBI's taxonomy places the organism in Eukaryota, Fungi, Ascomycota, Leotiomycetes, Helotiales, Sclerotiniaceae. Bases 1 to 3741 code for a protein of 1246 amino acids. The transcript has 12 exons. Gene Ontology annotation, biological process: phosphorelay signal transduction system; phosphorylation. The record is from RefSeq and is a predicted model, not a curated record. Gene Ontology annotation, molecular function: phosphorelay sensor kinase activity.
AUGGAAUCCAUGAAUGUUUGUUCCAAUGGCAAUUUCCUUGGAACUAUUGAGGAAACCUCAAUAUUGACACAGAAAACGAAAGACAUAUAUGCUUCGCAGCGUGCACUUGAACUGAGAAAAUUUUAUGAUCCUUAUCAAGCUGAUAUAAAUCCUCAAUCUUCUAAGGAUACUCUAAAUGGUCGACUCAAUUCUGAUGGAGCCCUCGACAAUUAUGCCGAGGUUGCUAUAUGGCGUUUAGGGGGCGUUCAUUCUAUGAUUAGUAUCAUUGAUGGCUCUACUCAAUACUUCAUUGCAGGAGCACGGCGCGAUAAAUCUCUACCCGAGGAGGAUAUCGUCAAUGAUUCGUGGUUUGGUUGUUUUCAAGUGCCAACGCCAGGUGGUCUUUGUGAAAAUACCUUGGCAAUCAAUGAUGACGAAAAUGAUCCUUACCCUUGUUUUAUUGUCGAUGAUUUGAAGAGAGACCCAAGAUUUGCCAAUUUAUCCAUAGUUGAUGGUUCUUUGGCUUCAUACGUUUGGUAUGCUGGGGCUCCAAUUACUACCAAAAAUGGUAUCAACAUUGGUGUUUUAUGUGUCUUCGGUGAUCGCCCUGCCACCGGGUUUAAUUUAGAGAGAAGAAGAUUUUUAUAUCAUCAAGCGAACAAUAUCAUGAAGUACAUGGAAACGCAACGAGAGGCUAUCGAAAGACAUCGAGUUGCGCUCAUGUCGAAAGGAAUUGCUACCUUCAUAGAAAGAACUUCUCGUUACACUAACAUUGUCUCUGACAGCCCAUACUCUUCAACUCUAGCAGUUUCAAAUACGACCAAUGCAUCCGGUACUCAAUUCGACGAUGAUACCAGAACAGACCUUUCUCAGGAUGGACAUUCUAACACAUCAAAUCAACCACACCAGUCUUCCGAAUCUGUACUUGAUCAAAUAAGAAUCACUUUGGAUCACGCGGCCGAAAUUCUUCGGGAAUCCCUUGAACUUAACGUUGGAGGUGUUGUCUUCUUGGACACGACUAAUGGUCAUACUGAAGUGGGGAAUAUGGAUGCUUAUAUGGAUACAAGCACUGAUAUCGGUACAGAGGUGAAAGAGGCUGAAUUGAGGAGGUCGCUCGUACAAAAUGAAGAAAGACCAAAGUAUGAAGAGUACCGAAGAAAAUUGUCUCAAGGCACCAUACGAACUUCCACGGAUAGACAUAAAGUGGCAAAGGUCCUUUCUAUGUCAGCGGCAAAAGUUGCAACCUGGGACUCAGAAGCUCAUGUUCUGGAUGGCAAAACCCUUCGGUCGCUAAUGAAUUCUUAUCCUAAGGGGAAUGUCUGGUAUAUUGACGACAAUGGCUAUUUCUCGAGUCUGGAACAAGUCAACGAUCGGAAACGCGCGCCCUCGACCGAUACUAGUCCUGCUGAAAGGCCUAGAACAUCUGGCUCUUUUGAUGCUAUGAAGCAAGAAGCGGAAGCAACUAUGCUUGGCAAGGUAUUCCAUAAAGCAAGGCAAAUCAUAUUCCUUCCUCUUUGGGAUUCUGCUGGCGAGAGAUGGUACUCGGGCCUGUUUGUAUGGAGUCAAUCAGCAGUCCCUGUUUUUACCGUAAAUAAUGAGAUAUCUUACUUAUCUGCAUUUACAAACUCGGUCAUGAUGGAGAUUAGUCGAUUAGAUGCCCUGAUUUCUAACAAGAUGAAAUCUGAUUUUAUUAGUAGCAUUUCUCAUGAAUUUAGAAGUCCAUUACAUGGCAUUUUGGCUUCAGCAGACUUCUUACGGGAAUCGAACCUUGACAUUUCACAAACAGAAUUUGAUACAAUCAAUCACGUUCUUGACUACAGCAAAAUCAAUUCUUUCGAGAAAAGAGAAGGCUCUUUACAAGGGUCUUUCUCGAGCGAGCUUCAUCAAGUAACCAACGUAGCUUUGCUAUGCGAGGAUACCAUCAAUGGUAUGAUUGCUGCUAACCACUUUAGAAGUGCUGCUCCCAUGUAUAAUUUAGCACUUUCAAAUGGUUCACCAAAAAAGAAAACUGGUCUCUCCCCAGACGUAACGGCACAACCAUUGCAAAUUGUUCUAGAUUUUGAAAUGCGGGAUUGGACUUAUAAAGUUCACGCUGGUGCAAUUCAACGUAUUUUGAUGAACAUAUUUGGCAAUUCGCAAAAAUAUACAGAUCAUGGCUAUAUUCAAGUACAGUUGCAACUGCGACAACAAAAAACGGCCAUCGACGUGCCACCUUCAAAUUCUCAUCCCGCCGGGGACUUCAUGUGUCUGCGUAUUACAGAUUCUGGCAAAGGAAUGUCAACUGAAUACAUGGAACGCAAACUUUACCAUCCAUUUGCCCAAGAAAAUAGCUUUACACCUGGUGUUGGCUUGGGUCUUUCUAUUGUCUGGAGCAUUGUGAAACAAUUAGGUGGAACUAUACUCAUCCGCAGUGAGGUAGGCAUCGGGACCGAUGUUGAGGUUCUCAUCCCUGUGGAAAAAUCAGAGCCUCCUUCACACGAUGAAGUCAUGAGCGGUGAUACUGUCGAUACAACCGAUGUCAGAAUUGCUGCGGAAAAAGCAAUGAGAUCGCUCCGUGAUAGAGCAGCAGGAAGAGUAAUUUCUUUUGAUCGUGGCCAACUCACAUCCCCUCAAACUAAUGCAUGGGAUUGUAUUCAGAGAUACUGCUCCGAGUGGUAUGGUUUUGAUGUCCGAAAGUCUGAUGGAAAUUCACAGAGUGAAGACCUACUUCUCAUCAAUGAGACAUUUAAAUUUCCAGAAUGUUCUCCUUGUCAGAGGAUAUUAGUAAUCCAUGCCGCAAUGAGCUAUCCAACUAUCAAUAGGCCAGAUGAUCAGCAUUUUAUUGCCAAUAUUUCUCAACCAAUAGGACCCUACAGACUUGCCCGAUCAAUUCUUGCUCUGUUGGAUCAAACUGUUUGCGAAUUACGCAAUAAGCACGCUACUACACAAACUCCUCUUGGAUCACCCGAGGAAUUACACCGCAAUGAAACAAAGGAAUAUAGCUUUUUACCAGUGCAAGAGCCGGAGCCCAACACAAAAAAUGAUAUUAUACUUACUCUAGCAAAGCAAAAGGUCCGCGAAGAAUUUGCUGAAUCUCUUCAAAACUUAGAACAGCUUCAACUCCAAGCACCUCUUGCUACUCCCCUGGAACCAAUACCCAGACCGCAAAUUCCUGAACGCAAAUCUUCGAAAUAUCCUUCACCUCCGCCACCUCCGCCUCCUCAAGUCACUCAAGUCACACAAGUCAACCCAGAAAAAACACCCCUCCAUAUUCUCGCCGUUGAUGAUAACGCACUUAAUCUCCAAUUGAUACAUCGUUAUCUCCAAAAACGUAAAAUAGAUACAAUAGUGACUGCAACUGAUGGUUUAGAAGCAGUGGCAGCCGUAAAGGCGUCAAAAAAUGGAUUUGAUGUAAUUUUCAUGGAUAUUUCGAUGCCAAAAAUGGAUGGAUUCGAAGCUACACGACUUAUCAGAAAUUGGGAGAGCGAGUUAUGUGUAGGGUUGGAUGGUCUAAUCGCUUGGGGGCACGGCAGAGAGAAAGAGGGGGAAAUGGAGAUUGAAGAAAAGACCCAUGAUCAACUACCCAGGGGCAAGGCUUAUGUAGUUGCUAUGACAGGCUUGGGGAGUCAAAAAGCAAGGGACGAGGCCGAUAGAAGUGGAUUUGAUGAUUUUAUGACUAAACCGGUUAAAUUGCCAAAAGUUGGAGAGUUGUUGAAGAGAUUGAGUUGUGAGAAGGCUGCUAGGUUGGAAGUUAGUAAGCGUUAUACAGGUUGGAACUUUUAA